GGAAUUGCAAAUGAGCUUGUGUUAUUAAUUAAUUGUUUUGCUUAAAGUUUUCUGAGUUAUUUUGAAAGAAAAAUUGUUUACAUUCUCUGUUGUUUUAUGUAACUUGGAUUUGAUAAUUGAUUGCUUUUUUGAUUAUGGAGAAUUAUGAAUAAUUUUACUCUAAAAUGAAUCAAAGGAAUGAAAGUAAUAAAGUAUUUACGGAAAUUAUUUUCACAAAAACGACAAGUAAAAGUGAGGCUAAAAAAAUUAAUGAAUUUUGGAAAUUGAUUGAUUCUCAGAAUGAUAUUAAACCAUUUGUGGUAGAGAAGAAAUUAAAGAAUCCGACAUCAUCUGAAAUUAAAGAUGAAACAUUAGCAUGUGAAAAAGAGAAAUGCGAUGAAAAUUUUCGUAAGGAUCGAUUAUUUAAAAUACUUGGAUUGGACAAAGUUCCUCCCUCUACAUCCAAAUAUAAAAAACCAUUUAAAAAAAAAUGGAAUUUUGGGAGUGACGAGUACAUUCUUCCUUCUUCGUUUCAACGUUUAUCAAUAGGACAUCAGGAUUGACGACGAGUCCUCAUCGUUUCUUCAAAAAGAUGAUUGUUUGAAUCAUUUGUGUAUCGUGGACUAUUUCUUCAAUUCAUUCCAGCUCCAGCUUUUAACUACUGCAGUGGUCUGAUGUACAAUCAUAAAGGAGAAGAGUCGGAAAGCAGGAAAAAAAUCCAGUCACUUUUUCGGAAGCUGAGUUCAAAAGUGAUCUUCAUUUCUUUAACGAUUGGUUUGGAAUGUUGGGUGACAUUUUCAGUGAACGUUUGUAAGUCCCUCUUGCUUCCAAUAUUAUUUUGGAGCUAAGUUGUAACAUAUUUUAAAAAAUUUUAUUUUAAAAAAAUGUGCGUAAGGAGAGACAAGUGCGUAAUCGGAUGUGUCUCACUGAGGAUGAGCGGGGUGGGGCUCUCCUUCGCGGGUUCGUGUAAGUGUAAGUGUUACGUGAUAUGUAUAUAGUGUAUAGUGAAGUUACGUGUUUUUUUUCUUUUUUUGUUACGUAUAAUUUUACUAAGGCCAAGAAGUUCCUUCACCAUCAUUUACAAUCAAAGAUAAGUAUUUAACACUGUUUUCACUCUUAUCGUUUCUUAAAAAAAUUUCUUUCUCCUUUAUCUUGGAUAUUUCAUUGUUUGCAACAUUUUUUUUGCCACCCCCUUUGGAUGGUGGCCAUUAAUUAAAAAUCAUUAAAAUUAAUAAUUAAAAUAAUUGAAAUUAAUAAUUAAAAUA
Molecule: messenger RNA, 1244 nt
Organism: Leptopilina heterotoma
Lineage: Eukaryota; Metazoa; Arthropoda; Insecta; Hymenoptera; Figitidae
Exons: 5
Coding region: 165-542 (125 amino acids)
Source: RefSeq, a predicted model, not a curated record